Messenger RNA from Clarias gariepinus (North African catfish), 3094 nucleotides. RefSeq names its product integumentary mucin C.1. Lineage: Eukaryota; Metazoa; Chordata; Actinopteri; Siluriformes; Clariidae. The transcript is spliced from 4 exons. Bases 337 to 1707 code for a protein of 456 amino acids. The record is from RefSeq and is a predicted model, not a curated record.
GGGUCAGCCGCUGUAACGCUUCCCGUCGUGGCUAGUUUGUUUAGUUCAGCUAACGGUUAUCUUAGAUUAGUUUGGUUUUGGUUAAACUCAGGAAGAAACAGGACUUCAUACUGAGCAUGGUGUUAAUCCCGGGGAGGAGGAAGAUCUCAGGACAUCUCAUAAACUCGACUGUUUAGUGUUUUAUAGCCAGAAAAUAGCAGUUUAAGUCCAGCAUUAGCAUUAGCAUUAGCAGUCGCAGUGCAGGUGAAGCUGUGAGAUUUGCAUGAAGCCACUGAGAGAGUUUUCACUCUGGGCGUGUGAUGGUGACUUCCUUUGACUAACCAAGUCCUCGUCAUUAUGAAGAUCCAGCAUGUCGUCCUGGUGCUCCUGUGGAGUGUGUGCGUGUGUGUGUGUGACAUCAGCAGCAUUGCGAGUGUCGUCAAGACAAACGACCCUGGACGCUGCAGUUUGUCCCAUUGUCCUCCUGAUAAAUCGUGUACACGAGUGUAUUUCUCUCACAGCGACUCCACCUGCAUUUUCCUGACCUGCAGUAACGACACGUUGUGUGAUGACCUCAUCGCAGAGCUGGGAAGGAGAGCGCAAAAGGAAAGACGGAGUCAGAGAAAAGGGUCUGAUCCUCCCCGAACCCCUCCACCAACUGCCCCUUCUGCCUCUACAUCUGCCUCCACUGCCCCUUUAUCUCCUCCUGGUCCUAAUGGAGAUCAGGGUUCAGCCGGUAACGCUUCUGACUCUGGCUUGAGCAGCAACACCAGCAGAACGUCUCCUAAUGUAGACCUGGGGCAGAACAGCUCCUCCAGGGGUGGAGAUCUGGGGCAAUCUUUAAGGAAUUCCACCCAAAUCAGUACCCAGCCAAAUGCACACCAGGGGCAAACCCUGAACAAUUCCUUACAGAAUGGACAACAGGGGCAACCCUCAGACCACACUCCUUUUACCCCUGCAUCAGCCUCACAACCAUUUCCUGUGGCAUCUGUGGAGGCAGAGAACAUAUCAUCUAUUUACGAGAGUCACGAUGGAGCGCAAAUGAACAAAACUGAUCAUGAAACAACGACGACAGCUACCAGCUCAUCAGCCACAACCACAACUGCAACCACAACUGCAACCACAACUGCAACCACAACUGCAACCACCACCACAACUGCAACCACCACCACAACUGCAACCACCACCACAACCACCACCACAACCACCACCACCACGACCAACAACUCUCCAGUCAAACCUGCAGUUCCUAUUAACUCCACACCAGCGACCAACUCCCCCCUUACCUCGACGACAGUUACCUCGACAACCACUAGCACCACCACAACAACCACCACCACCGAGAGAGUCACCUCACCUCCGUUCACCACCCAAAAACAACCCACAUCUACCCCACCACCGGCACCUUCUCCAUCCCUCGCUCCACCAGUUCUACCCUCCGUCAAUCCUUCCACCCCUUCACCAGGGCAGAAUCCUUCCACAGUGCCCCCCAGAGUCCCAGAUGUUACCUCCAAUCAGGACAAAGCCAUAGUGGAAACAGCCGGAGGAGAGUUGACGAGUCACCUGGUGAACACCAGCUCCCUCAUCGCCGUGCUGAUCUUCGGCCUGCUGUUCUUCAUCGUCACAGUCAUCCUAUUUCUCAGACACGCCUACGAGAGCUAUAAGAGGAGGGGCUACACGCAGAUGGACUAUCUCAUCAACGGCAUGUACUCCGACUCAGGGCUCUGAACUCUUCCGUUUACACUCCAAUAAGAAAUGUAUUCCUUUUUUAUUUUUUUCGAUUCGGAAGUGUCAUGUCCUGAAUAUUCUGAGUAUCGCUGUCAGUGAGGGCGCUGUGUCUGGAGGACUGAAGUAGAAAAAAAUAAUAGAAACGUUAAUCUUUAAAGUAAACUCUGUAACUGGAGAGCUGGUCAUUAUAGCGGGUAAGAAAAGCAGCACAAGAGAGAACGAAAAUAAAACAGGAACAAAAAAGGCAUAAACAAAUUAAAUGGAGGAGAAAUGACUGUUUUUAUCUAGAACAAAAAAAAAGGUAAAUUUACAAAUAAAAUGUGAACAAAACAAAACAAAAAACUAAUGAAUAUUGUAAGAUAUGAUAGGUAAAAAUAAUCUGUAAAAAAAAAUAAAAAAGGCAGGAUUCAACAUGACAAUAAUGAGCAAUUUGAAUAAAAGCAGAAAUAAAAAAAAUAGUGAUACUAAAGUAACACGAAACUGAAAGAAGAGAAUAAAAUUAAGUGAUAAUGACAUUUUACAAAAAAGUAAAUAUUGAAAAAGUAAAAUGACAUUAAAGAACAACUUGGCUCCAUUCAAGCGUAACUGAGGACGUUUACACGGACCAAAACGAAGCAGCAGAACCGGGCCUGAUCGAACCCAGUCUGGAGUGGAUUUAAAGACGAACGUCUACUUCCGUCCUCUAAACUGCCUAAUAUUAAUGUUGUGUGUUUGCAGAGUGGAGUAAAUCCUGAACCAUUUCACUGAAUGUAUAACUUUUUUUUAUAGAAAUUAUUCAUACUUUUUCUUCUAUGCAGAUGAUGUUAAACUGGUCUUUAAUCUCCGGAUCUAUCGCCAUGUUAAAGAACCUAAGGUGCAAUAUAGAUUAUUAUUAUUAAUGUUAUUAUUAUACAUAUUUUUUUCUCCUUUCUUCGUCUUCCAGGAGCGACUGACAGUCAGGUUGCACUAGUUGCCUUUUUGCCGUCGUUAUUAGAGCGAGUUAUUAACCGAUGCCUUUAUGUUAUAAUGUUUCCGCUUUUUGGGUUCGGAUCCGAUGCCAAAACACAGCCACUGAGGCACCGAAGCACAUUAACGAGAAGCCAAGGGGAGCGCAAAGCCAUCGCCAACUUCACCGCAGGAUGUGUGUUCGUGUGUGUGUGUUUGUGUCCGGAGAAGUGGGAUUCUUCUUCUCCUGUUUAAUUUACUAUAUUUUCCUGCAGGGGUGAACAGGACAAGCGCAGGAUGCGACCAUGUUUGUGCCAAUAAAACAAAAUCAUGUCCAAUUAUGCACUUUUGAAAAUAACGAUUGUUUACGCUGCAAAUGAAAAAUUAUAAAAUAAACACAGAACAAACAGAUUGUGAUUUAUCUUUAACUGAUGAAAUAAAAAGCAAAAUUGAGUAUUUAUAA